AUGUCUUUGGCUUCACUGGACCUGAACGCGCUAUGGCUGGAGCACUCCGCGGUGAUCGCCACCUUGUUCGCAUUUGGGACUGCGCUGUUCUUGGUUUCCAGGUCCCAGAAACAGUCCUUGAACUUGCCUAGAUUCGAGGUGACCAACGACGUUCUGAAAACAAUCGAAGAAGCUCAUGCUCAAUACCCAGAUGACCCCUUCAUCCUCUCCAUGGUGGGCAUGGAACUCGCCAUCCUCCCACGAUCCGGAAUAGACGUGAUCAAAACCCUCCCAGAAGACCAAGUAUCCAUCAAGAGACACCACCACGACGUCUUCCUCGGCGAAUACACAUACAUGGGGACAAAGUCCCCCGAGUUUGACGAAGCAAUGCGCUACGAUCUCACGCGCAACACACCUACUGUCCUUGCAUCAUUCGUGGCAGAAGUGCAAUACGCAGUCGAGGACAGCUUUGGUCGACCGGAUCAAUGGACCGCAUUCCAGCCACGGGCUUGUAUGUCGAAGAUCGCUUCGCUCAUGUCCGGGCGUGCCUUUGUCGGUCUCCCGCUUAGUCGCGACAAUACUUGGGUCGACGCGACGGUGAGAUAUACGCAGGAUGUCACCCGUGCGUGGUUAGUGUUGCGGACGAUUCCCUGGGUCCUGAGGCCGUUCGUUGCGCCUUUCUUGCCGCAGGUGCGGUCGCUGAAAAACCAGCGUCGUAUGACCGAGGAGCGUCUCACGCCGUUGCUUGACCCGUCUAAUGCCAAAAACCGGGACGAGAUCCCCGGAGGAGACAUGCUGCGCUGGUUUCGACAGCGAUAUCCCCAAGGACCGACCCCCAAGCAACUAGCUCGCGACCAGCUUCUGGCAACAUUUGCGUCGAUAUACAACCUGUCCAAUGCGCUAUCGUACCUCCUUUUCGAUCUAGCGACGUACCCGGAACACAUUGAGCCGUUACGACAGGAGCUGCAGGAAGUACUGAAGGGCGAGCCGGUCAACAAAGAGAAUAUACAGAAACUGAAGAAACUAGACAGUUUCAUUCGAGAGUCCCAGCGACUCAGCCCCCCUUCUCUCGCGAACAUGCCUCGAAUCGUCACCAACCCGCGUGGACUGAAACUUCCCAGCGGCCACACGAUUCCUUGUGGAAUGCGCAUCAUGGUCCGCGCGCACACCCUCAAUCUCGACCCCAAUCUCUGGCCAAACCCAACUCGAUUUGACGGAUUCCGGUUCUCCAAACUCCGAGAGAUACCUGGAAAUACCUUCAAAUAUCAGCAUGCGACAACCGGAACCGACAACAUCAACUUCGGUCACGGAUUGUGGGCUUGUCCGGGGCGGCAUUUUGCAAGCAGUCAGAUGAAGGUGGUUCUAGCGCAUUUGCUGUUGAAUUAUGACAUCAAGUUGCCGAAUCGGAUGGAAAAGCCUCAGCAGCAGCAUUUUGGGCUGGCCAUUGUGCCUGACACGGAGCAGAUGGUGUUACUUAAGAUAAGGGGCUAG
Molecule: messenger RNA, 1470 nt
Organism: Aspergillus terreus NIH2624
Lineage: Eukaryota; Fungi; Ascomycota; Eurotiomycetes; Eurotiales; Aspergillaceae
Gene: gliF
Product: cytochrome P450 monooxygenase gliF
Exons: 3
Coding region: 1-1470 (489 amino acids)
Molecular function (GO): heme binding; oxidoreductase activity, acting on paired donors, with incorporation or reduction of molecular oxygen; iron ion binding
Source: RefSeq, a predicted model, not a curated record